Molecule: messenger RNA, 1116 nt
Organism: Coregonus sp. 'balchen'
Lineage: Eukaryota; Metazoa; Chordata; Actinopteri; Salmoniformes; Salmonidae
Source: the annotation of a GenBank genome assembly
AUGGAGCUGCGGCCGUUGGUCAUGUGGUUUGCGCUGUGCAUGGUCUAUGCCUCCAGUAAACCCACCAUCGAGAAGAAGGACCGUGUCCACCAUGACGACCAGCUUAGCAACCGCAACCAUGAUGACGCAGAUAACUUUGAUUAUGACCAUGAAGCAUUUCUUGGACAGGAAGAGGCCAAGACCUUUGAUCAGCUCACACCUGAAGAGAGCAAGGAGAGACUGGGUAUGUUGGUAGAGCGUAUAGAUGAGGACAGGAAUGGCUAUGUGUCAGUAGAGGAGAUGAAGAAGUGGAUCAAACACAGUCAGAAGAGGUGGAUCUAUGAUGAUGUGGACCGCCAGUGGAAAGGUCACGACCUUAACGGAGAUGGACUGGUGUCCUGGGAGGAGUACAAGAAUGCUACGUACGGAUACAUACUGGAUGACUCAGACCCAGAAGAUGGCUUCAGCUACAGACAGAUGAUGUCACGCGACGAGAGGAGAUUCAAAAUGGCCGACCUGGACGCGGACCUGAAGGCCAGUAAAGAGGAGUUUACAGCCUUCCUCCAUCCUGAGGAGUACGACCAUAUGAAGGAUAUAGUUGUACUGGAGACCAUGGAGGACAUUGAUAAAAACGGAGACGGCUUCAUAGAUCUGGAGGAGUACAUAGGAGACAUGUAUAACCAGGAGGGUGAUCCUUCAGAGCCAGAGUGGGUGAAGACAGAGAGAGAACAGUUUACUGAGUUCAGAGACAAAAACAAAGAUGGCCUCAUGGACAAGGAGGAGACCAGAGACUGGAUCCUCCCCUCAGACUACGACCACGCAGAGGCUGAAGCCAAACACCUGCUCUACGAGUCAGAUAAUGACAAGGAUGGCCGUCUGACCAAGGCAGAGAUCGUAGAAAAGUAUGACCUCUUCGUUGGCAGCCAGGCUACUGACUUUGGAGAAGCUUUGGCAAGACACGAUGAAUUCUAACCCUCAAUUCCGGGGCAAUUCAGUCAUGGAGUUGAAAUCCAAAUUCAAAAGAAGUGCACUAUAUGGAGAAUAGGGUGACAUUUGAGAUGGAGCGUUUCACUCCGAUGCCUAGGACAAUAAUUUAUUUGAUUUCCUGGCCUAUUAUACACACUAGUGAAUACAUAA